AUGGUAAAACUAAGGGUGGUAUUAUCUCUAAUAUUUUCAACCAAUCGGCUCCUCCAUAAUCAUUACGCUUUAGCAUUUGAAGACGAUGAAGGGAUCGUACGGAUCGGUUUAACAGGACGGCCUGGUGACUUCGAUCUCAACAGCUUACCACCACCAGAACUCGAUCAUGAGUUGAUCAACUCCGACCAGCUGAUAAAACAUAAUGAAUUAGCAACAAGCACCCGCCAAUCAAAUGCGCCUGAGGAUCUUCCUCAACAAUUCAUCACUCCAAGACCCCACACACCUCAAGACUUUCAGAACCAAAACAUACCAAGCACCUCGACCUCUGGGGUAGCUAAUAAAUUGCCCACUCCGCCCAAAACAAAACCUCGGCUGAAUGACGCUGAGCUUCAGAGGGCCUCCAAAGAAACUCGGACCAAGAUUUUGAACCUACUGCGAAGUGCUCCAGCAAUCGAACGAGAGAAAAUAUUGCGGAACGCUGUGCAAAGCUCGCUAGAUCCACGGUUCAAUUCAGGAUUAAAAAGAGGGGGUCAAGAUUACCAAGUUGAUUCGGGAAAGAAGCUUCAUCAAGACGUUGAUUAUCGAAACGACCCGAGAUUCAGGAUCAGAAAUUUGCAAGAUGAUAAACCAAUUCCUUUACCAUCAGCUGCUUCAAUCUUUUACGCUGAUAGAAUGCUUGGCAAGAUCUCCACUUGGUUAAGAUUUGAUACGGUUCACAAAUACCAUUCAUGGAAAAGUAUAUGGACCAGGCAGACGAUACUUCCGUUUGUUUAUCAUAUCAUGAUCUGCAAUCCAUCAUACUAUAUGUGGGAGCGGAUUGAGAAGAUCACCAUCAGAUUAUUGAAGACCUAUCAUCUCCAUUACAUUCAUGGAAAACCGGACUAUGAUAGGGAAGCUCUUACUCGAUUUCUUUUAUGGCACACUAAGAUUAUGUCACAUGUUGCAAGUUUGUCAGAUCUCAUUGAACUACCAGCAAGAUCUUUAGGUCAAAACCUGGAGCUACCAAGAGCCAGAGUAUCACCUGUCCCGCGUAUCAUCAUCUCACUUCUCGGAACCUCAGAAUAUGAGUUAUAUACCUCAGUAUCUUAUCGUAGAUUCAGAAAUGAUCAUUUGAUCAGAUAUAUAGACAAAGCUUGGAAGGAAGAUGUAGAAAAACAUUACCCAGGAGGGAUGGAUAAAUCUGAUUCCCAAAGCUCGGUAUGGGUUAAAUGGAACUCAAAGUCGGAGCAAAUUUAUCAAAACACCCAUACGUUCAAAUGGCCAGUGAUAUCAAAUGAACAAUUUUUCAAAUACAAGAACCUACCUGUACUUUUAGUGAGAGAAGAGACAGCAUUACGUAAUUAUCUAGAAGGAUCAAAUCUUAAUGACUUUGUUACUUAUCACUCUAAAGAUUUUCUUGAAAUGUUAAAACAUAUUCAGAACCCAAAGAAACCAGCACUGAGAACAAAAAUCGAUGAACUGGAUAUGUAUUAUGGUUUGAAUUACUUUUUAAAUUCAUAUCAGGACCACUCUGAAGAAGAAAAGAUUUCAGCAACAAAACACUAUUCAUUGGAUUUGUUGGCAGAAUUUUUAAACCAAGAUCCAGAGAGCGAGGAAUUUCAACGAUUUUGGACAUGGUACGAAGGAUAUAAACAACACCGCUUGAUCAAUAACGGCCAAAAGAAGAAAUCCAUAGCAUUAAAGAAACAAAUGGAACAAAUGGAACAAUCCAGCAAGAAGAGAGUUUCAAGAGAAAAAGCAACACCAGAAGAGGAUCAACCCCAGAAAAAGAGAUCUCUGUGUCCUCAUGCUAAAAUCAAUUGGUUGGCAUCACUUGCUAUUGAAGGACCUGUUCAUCUACAUCCCGUGAUGCAAGGCAUAUCAAAAGAGCUCGGCAGAAGCACUGAUACAGCCAGGGUGAUUUGGAUCAUCUCGGCUAUUGUUGAUCGAAUAGCCAUAUUGGUACUAUGGUUUGCAAUGCCAGGCUGUGAGAAAAAAAUCAGUUUGACAAUUGACCAUAUGGAUCCUAAUCACCACUUAUCCAAUAUGAGAGGGAUCAACAUCACGUCUCUGGAUAUGGCUCAGGACCAUAGGAUAAACAAGGUUGCAAACAUACAUGUAUGA
Melampsora larici-populina 98AG31 is the source of this 2103-nucleotide messenger RNA. RefSeq lists its product as uncharacterized. The record is from RefSeq and is a predicted model, not a curated record. Lineage: Eukaryota; Fungi; Basidiomycota; Pucciniomycetes; Pucciniales; Melampsoraceae. The transcript is spliced from 3 exons. The coding region runs from base 1 to 2103 and encodes 700 amino acids.